AUGGCUCUCGCGCGACCGAUCAGGCUAAUUAUCGGAGUCUGUAUCGCUUUAAUUCUGUUGCUUAUCUAUCAAAAUUCUAGUUCGCCAUCCCUACCCCUUUCUCCUAUCCGAAAACAUAAAUUCGACAAUGGGCUGAAGCGCGAGCCGCUGAAAGAAUUCACAGGGGAGCCAGAGGGGCCACUAUGGAGGGCAGAGAAAGACGCGUACAGCCCUAACAAUCCAAAUUCCGCUCGAAUUAAGGCGACACUUAUUUCACUGGUGCGGAAUGAGGAAUUGGAAGAUUUGAUUCCGACUAUGAGGGAGCUGGAGAGGACGUGGAAUAAAAAGUUCAACUAUCCCUGGACGUUUUUCAACGAUAAGCCUUUCUCAGAGGAGUUCAAAAAGAGGACGCAGGCGGAAACGAAAGCAAAGUGCAAUUAUGAGCUCGUACCGAAAGAACACUGGGAUGUUCCCUCGUGGAUAGACAUGGAUAAAUACCGCACUAAAUCCAAGGCUAUGGAGGAUAACGGUAUCCAAUACAGUACUAUGCUAUCAUACCACCAGAUGUGUCGUUGGAACAGCGGGAUGUUCUACAAACACCCUGCCCUGGCGGAUAUGCAAUACUAUUGGCGUGUGGAACCGAAAGUGCGCUUCUUCUGUGACGUGGAUUACGAUGUUUUCCGGUAUAUGCAAGACAAGAACAAGACGUACGGUUUUACAAUCAACAUAUACGAUAAUCCUCAGACUAUACCAUCGCUAUGGCCGGAAACCGUCAAAUUCCUAGAAAAGCACCCCGAUUACCUCCAUGAAAACAACGCUAUGGACUGGUUGACGGAUUCUAAGCAAAGGCCCGAUCAUACUAAGAAGGCGAACGGGUACUCUACUUGUCACUUCUGGUCCAACUUUGAAAUAGGUGACUUAUCCUUCUGGAGGAGCAAGGAAUACGAAGAUUACUUCAACCACCUUGACAAGGCAGGAGGCUUUUUCUAUGAGCGAUGGGGUGAUGCGCCUGUUCAUUCUAUAGGGCUCGGUUUAUUCGCAGAUAAAAGCAAGAUACACUGGUUAGUAUACCCUCUAGGCGUCUAA
Messenger RNA from Arthroderma uncinatum, 1065 nucleotides. RefSeq names its product alpha-1,2 mannosyltransferase KTR1. Bases 1 to 1065 code for a protein of 354 amino acids. Gene Ontology annotation, cellular component: Golgi apparatus; membrane. Gene Ontology annotation, molecular function: alpha-1,2-mannosyltransferase activity. The record is from RefSeq and is a predicted model, not a curated record. Gene Ontology annotation, biological process: protein O-linked glycosylation; cell wall mannoprotein biosynthetic process; protein N-linked glycosylation. The transcript is spliced from 3 exons. Lineage: Eukaryota; Fungi; Ascomycota; Eurotiomycetes; Onygenales; Arthrodermataceae.